Messenger RNA from Triticum dicoccoides, 2051 nucleotides. Its product is annotated as cation transporter HKT1-like. The transcript is spliced from 3 exons. Gene Ontology annotation, biological process: potassium ion transmembrane transport. The record is from RefSeq and is a predicted model, not a curated record. Gene Ontology annotation, molecular function: potassium ion transmembrane transporter activity. The coding region runs from base 70 to 1704 and encodes 544 amino acids. NCBI's taxonomy places the organism in Eukaryota, Viridiplantae, Streptophyta, Magnoliopsida, Poales, Poaceae. Gene Ontology annotation, cellular component: plasma membrane.
GUGUCAAGCCAGUGAUGCAGUGUGCGCAUAUAAGUAGCACCAGUAUGCGACCUAUCUUGUCACAGACAUAUGCAUUUGUUUCUCACACUCAUACAUAGCACCAUGGGCCGGGUGAAAAGAUUUUACCAGGAUUUCAUCCAUAUCAAGCUGCAUAGCUUCUGCCGUAUCAGUGGAUAUGUUGUCGAUUCAAUAGCUUUUGUCUAUAGAUUUGUUGCAUUGCAUGUUCACCCCUUCUGGAUCCAACUGUCCUACUUCCUUGCCAUUGCUAUACUUGGUUCAGUCCUCUUGAUGUCGCUGAAACCAAGCAACCCUGACUUCAGCCCUCCUUACAUUGACAUGUUAUUCUUGUCAACUUCUGCUCUAACAGUUUCUGGCCUCAGCACCAUCACGAUGGAGGAUCUCUCAAGCUCUCAAAUUGUGGUUUUGACAUUGCUCAUGCUUAUAGGAGGGGAGAUCUUUGUUUCACUCUUAGGGCUCAUGCUUAGAGUGAACCAUCAAGACAUGCAAGAUCUUCCAAGCGUGAAGAUCAGCUCGGUUCCUGUCGAGCUUGAAGAGCUAGACUUGCCCAACAGCAUGGCACUAUGUGAUGAGUCGCAGCUUGAAGAAGCAGCUCAUGCAAUUCCACCCAAGAAAUGUACAGAGUUGAAGAGGAGUAGGUCUGUCAAGUGCUUAGGAUAUGUGGUCUUUGGGUACUUUGCCAUGAUCCAUGUCUUGGGCUUUCUGCUGGUUUUUCUGUAUAUAACUCAUGUGCCAACUGCAAGUGCCCCACUGAACAAGAAAGGGAUCAACAUCGUGCUCUUCUCACUAUCAGUCACCGUUGCCUCCUGUGCGAAUGCAGGACUCGUGCCCACAAAUGAGAACAUGGUCAUCUUCUCAAAGAAUUCAGGCCUCUUGUUGCUGCUGAGUGGCCAGAUGCUCGCAGGCAAUACAUUGUUCCCUCUCUUCCUGAGGCUACUGGUGUGGUUCCUGGGGAGGAUCACAAAGGUGAAGGAGCUGAGGCUCAUGAUCAAUAACCCCGAGGAAGUGCGUUUUGCUAAUUUGCUUGCUAGGUUGCCAACUGUGUUUCUCUCCUCAACGGUCGUUGGCCUUGUAGCAGCUGGGGUCACGAUGUUCUGUGCUGUUGAUUGGAAUUCUUCAGUCUUUGAUGGGCUCAGCUCUUAUCAGAAGACUGUCAAUGCAUUCUUCAUGGUGGUGAAUGCGAGGCACUCAGGGGAGAAUUCCAUCGACUGCUCGCUCAUGUCCCCUGCCAUUAUAGUACUAUUCAUCGUCAUGAUGUAUUUGCCAUCAUCAGCAACAUUUGCACCACCCAGUGGAGAUACUAAAACCACCAAUGAGAACACGAAAGGGAAAGUCAAGAGAGGGUCGUUGGUGCAGAAUUUGGCAUUCUCACCGCUCGGGUGUAACAUCAUCUUUGUGAUGGUUGCCUGCAUCACGGAAAGGAGAAGGCUCAGAAACGAUCCACUCAACUUCUCCACCUUGAACAUGAUAUUUGAGGUCAUCAGCGCAUAUGGCAAUGCAGGGUUAUCCACUGGUUACAGUUGUUCUAGACUGCAUCAGCUGCACCCAGAGAUCAUCUGCCAGGACAAACCAUACAGCUUUUCUGGAUGGUGGAGUGACGGAGGAAAGUUUGUGCUAAUAUUGGUCAUGCUCUAUGGAAGGCUUAAGGCUUUCACACUGGCCACGGGUAAAUCCUGGAAAGUAUGAUACAAGUGGCCAAGAUUACUUGGAAAGGCAGAUGUACCAAAUUGGUAUAACUGUCGCUAGUGUACUGCCUGAAGAAUCAGGCUUCUAAUUGGAUUAUAGUUUGUGGAUGUUGCGCUUGCAAAGGACAAGCUUCUGUUUCCCUGCUAAAGUCAUCUUUGUAUUUGUCAGUCAUCAUCAGGUAUCAAUGCAACUGAAGAAUUGAGCCAUCUGUUGAUGUGUUGCAUGCUAGAUGUAACCACAUGAGUUCCCCACAAUUGUAGCGAAAGAGAAAGCAAAUAUUAUUUGUAUUGUUGGAGUGGAGUUAAUAUUAUUGCACACAAUUUAUAAUACAGAUAAAUUUUGUGUUG